Molecule: messenger RNA, 3966 nt
Organism: Ictalurus furcatus (blue catfish)
Lineage: Eukaryota; Metazoa; Chordata; Actinopteri; Siluriformes; Ictaluridae
Gene: glis3
Product: GLIS family zinc finger 3
Exons: 11
Coding region: 272-2935 (887 amino acids)
Biological process (GO): regulation of transcription by RNA polymerase II
Cellular component (GO): nucleus
Molecular function (GO): RNA polymerase II cis-regulatory region sequence-specific DNA binding; DNA-binding transcription factor activity, RNA polymerase II-specific
Source: RefSeq, a predicted model, not a curated record
ACAGCUUAAUGUUUCAUUACUCACAUCCUCAUCAUAGUUAGUGAUCAAACAGCGCCAGAACUUUUCCCUCUCCAGGUUUGCUUUUCGUGCGUUUUGUCUCUAAAGAACUUGAAAUAUCCGGCGACACGUGACUCCAGACGAGAGUGAAGUUCUCAUGAAGUUCUCUCACGCGCUCUGAGUUGAGAACGUUCAUCUCCAGAUCUCCUGAAGACCGUCACAGCAUGAAACCUCUGGUCCAUUGGUAUUUUUGCCUGAAGCAGAACUGAAGGAAAUGAAUGAGAAAGGCUGCAACCUCCUGGUCUCUCCCACCAGCAUGCCAAAGUCUCUGGGUGCCAUAACUGGGCAGCAGGUACCUCACAUCCGAGUGCAUGCUGGUAGUUCCCGCUCUUGCUCACAUCCUGGCAGUGGAAUGGACACUGGAGCUGUAGCUCCUGGGAGUACGGUACUUCUACCUGCUCUGAGCCUGCGCAGGCAAGUGCUGACCAAUGGGAAGCAUCAUGGCACCUUCAGCAUCCCGCAAUCUUCGUGGCAACAGGUGUCUUCACUUCCUGUCCCACCUGGCAGUUCCAAUACAGCGAGAUUAAAUGGCUCACAGAGUGGUGUCAGAGGUUCUCACACAUUGGGGCCCAACAGAAAGCUGUUGGGCGAGUAUGGCAGAUCAAACCUGCAAGUGACAAGCAGUGCUAUGGUUGUACAGAGCGUGAGUCCAGUGUCCACUAUCCAAAGCUCUGCUUCGCACUGCCCUCCUUCCUCUCUGGGCCUUUUUGUGCCCUUCACAGAUGCCAGGUCGGUGUUGUCCAGAGAGUCCCUGGCUUCCACUACACUCAGCAUCGCAGAGAGCCAGUCUAUACGCAGCAGCAAGUUGGACUGGCCCUAUGGCUAUCGUGUGCUGCCACCAUUAGGUCAGCAGAGCAGCUUUAGCCAGACAGCUGAAGGUCCAGAACCUCUGAACCUCCCACCAGGUACUGCCAUGUCCGGAGCCACCAGUAGCUCCAAUCCAACUUCACUUCCUGCGUACCUGUUUAAGGAAGACUUCAACAGCCCCCAUCAAGCCAGCCGUUCCAAAAAAAGAGCCCUCUCUAUCUCACCUCUAUCUGAUGGCAUUGGCAUCGACUUAAACUCCAUUAUUCGGACAUCACCGACCUCUUUGGUGGCAUACAUAAUUGGUUCCCAAAGUUCUCCAUCCUCACAGCAUACUCCCUCACCACUGCAGUCUGACGUAUGUGGGCAUCUCUUGGGAGUCCGGGGAAGCUGUAUCCCCAAUCCCAACUUUGGUUACCACGGUCCCAAAGCCAGUUCCACUCUUGGUCAGACCUUUAUACGCAACCACCAUUCUGAAAGGGUGAGUCUCUGCAUGCAGAGGAUAGAAGAACAGGGUACACGUGACAGCCACAUGGGAGGAACUAAUCUCGUAGUGGAGCAUCAGCUUCUGCCAGGACAGGAAAUUCUGAUAAGCAACAUUUCAGAAGGAGAUAAUGAUCCUCAUAACAGUCUGGAAAGAACUACACACUUUCAAGUGGAAAUUUCAGCCAUUGUUAGGUCCCCAAGCCCACCUAUGGGACCUCCACCACCCUAUCACUCCCACCAUGAACGCCGACUACCAGGUGGCCACCUGGGGUGUGCUCAGAAUCCCGCAGACUCACGCUCUAUACCUCCUACAGACAAACCUGGUGUUCUGCCCUCGGCUCUGUGCCCAAUGUUAGAGGAGGAAGACGGGGAGCUUGAUGAUUUUAAUGGGGUACACUCUUGCCGUUGGCUGGAUUGUAAUGCCACAUACAGUCACCAAGAGGAGCUGGUCAAGCACAUCGAGAAACUACAUAUCGAUCAGCGCAAAGGCGAGGACUUCAUCUGCUUCUGGGCAGGGUGUCCACGCAGACACAAGCCUUUCAAUGCGCGUUACAAACUCCUAAUCCACAUGCGGGUUCAUUCGGGGGAGAAACCUAACAGCUGUACGUUUGAAGGCUGCCAGAAGGCGUUUUCUCGCCUAGAGAACCUCAAAAUCCACCUACGGAGCCACACAGGAGAGAAACCGUACACAUGUCAGCACCCCGGCUGUCAGAAAGCCUUCAGCAACUCCAGCGACCGCGCCAAGCACCAGCGCACGCAUGUCGACAUGAAACCUUACGCGUGUCAGAUUCAAGGCUGCCAAAAACGCUACACCGAUCCCAGCUCUUUACGAAAGCACGUCAAAUCACACUCCACCAAGGAGCAGCAGGCCAGGAAGAAGCUGAGAGCUAGCACUGAGGUCUACCGGGAUGGACUUUCUGAAUGUUUAACUAUCCAGCCUCUGCAGCACAACCUGUCACCGUUGGAGCUGACUGAGAGCCGUUCUCCUUGUCUUCCUGCUGACAUGUACACAGGUGUGUUCUCUCUCAACCAGUCCAGCCAGGUGACUCCUGGUCAGGUUCAGCAUUCCGCCUGUGGCUCUCAUGUCCCAUUGUCUGCACUACCGCCAUCGAACAGCAGGUUUGAUGCUCCUGUGACACAGCAUCCGACCCACCAGGCCACACCUUCAGUUCCUCAUUCGCACCACCACAUGGUGGCAGCACAAAUAAACAGCCGACUUCCAGGAUACCCGGAGCACACCGCAGCAUCCCUCCCUCCUCCUCAGGACAGUUUCCCGAGUCAUGCCCAGACAGUGUGCUCGCCUUCAUACACUGAGUCGGCGCGGACAGGAAAGCAGAUCUCUGCCUGUUCCAUGAUGCAGAUCCCCGUGUUCGAGGACAGUCUGGGUUCCUCGUGCGCAGCUCAACAGGAACCUGAGCUUAUCCACCGAGCUCUGUCGAGCAUCGGAGAGUUUGAUCCACAGGGCAGAUCUGAGGAUUCUUUAGGUGAUCCGGAGCAUUCCGUGUCAGAUGAUAACUACCUUCACAUACGUGCACAUCACAUGGACCGACGCCCUAGCCAGCUCUCAUGCGUCUACACGGAGGGGUGAUAGACGGCCAACUUUGAUCAUACGUACUGUAUAUCUACUCGCUGACGUUUUUGUAGUCUUUGAGUCAUGGGAUAAAAAAAAAAAAAGAACAAUUUUUUUUUUUUUUUUUUUUUUUACAUGAAUGUAUCUGAAGUCUCAUAACCGAAUGAAGUGAAUUGCAGGCUUCUGUUCGGGAUUUUGUUUUUAUAUAUUGUAACUUUUGAAAUUGUUAUAUACAUAUUUUUGUUUUAUCUAAAUUCUCAGUCCUGUGAAAGAAAACUCGUGAAAUUUGUGAAAACCUACGAGGACACUGGAAAAAAAUGGACACCGAGCUAACGAUUUAUUCACUGAGACUAGCAGCAUAGCUAGCUAGUGAACAUGUACACAUUGUCUUUUAUACGGAUAUUAUAAAGGGUAGUGACCAUGAAAACUGUUUCGGAAGAUCAACAUUUCCCUCCGAUUUGUUGGUGAAUUAAACAGAAGAGGCUUCUCGGUGACUAAAACGACACUAAUUACACUAAGCAUCAACUGCUAACCGAACGGCCGCCAGUUGCUCUCACAAAAUGUAAACAUUUAGUCACGAAUACCACGGGAGCAGUCUGUUUAAAAACAUGGUAAACACGACCUCGUUUGAAUGUAAAAUUCAUCCAGUUAUCUUUGAAAAAUAAGGUAUUUCUUGUGUGGAAAUGUAUAUAAACAACAAAACCGUCUCAGACAUGAUCUAUUGCAUCAAGCACUAAUCAGUUACAUAAUGAAGGCUUUAAAUAUCACCAUUCUGUUUCUUUAAAGCUGCAAUCAUGACAGUACUAGUGCUUUUUUAUUUCUUUCUCAAACACUGAGGUUAAGGGCAAGUGGUUCAGUGAAACGACGCCGAGAAAACCGUAAAUGCAAACGUCAACGGUGACAAAAUGAAAUUGAGUUUAAAAGCUCUAAUUACAAUGUUUUGCAUAACCGGCAGCAUUAGAGUCAAAACCUUCAUUAUCUUGGCUCGGAGUGUGGUAUAUCGGUUGCAUCUUAGGGGGGGAAAAAAAAGGUGUAAUCAUGAAGAACAU